Molecule: messenger RNA, 588 nt
Organism: Lycium barbarum (goji berry)
Lineage: Eukaryota; Viridiplantae; Streptophyta; Magnoliopsida; Solanales; Solanaceae
Exons: 3
Coding region: 1-588 (195 amino acids)
Source: RefSeq, a predicted model, not a curated record
AUGUCAUCUUGCAAGCCCUCUCUCACUCCGGUUGACACAAAACCGAAGGUCAGUGCUACUUCGGGUGCUCCUUAUGAAGAUCCCACUCAUUAUCGUAGUCUCGCAGGUGCUCUUCAGUAUCUCACUUUCACGAGGCCAGAUAUUUCAUAUGCUGUCCAACAGGGCACUCUUGAUCACGGGUUGCAUCUCUACCCAUCAUCGAUCACCGACCUUGUCUCCUACACCGAUGCAGAUUGGGGUGGAUGUCCAGACACUCGUCGUUCUACGUCGGGGUAUUGUGUAUUUUUGGGUGACAACUUGAUUUCUUGGUCGUCAAAGCGACAACCAACUCUUUCUCGGUCUAGCGCUGAAGCAGAGUAUCGGGGUGUUGCUAAUGUUGUCUCUGAGUCUUGCUGGAUUCACAAUCUUUUAUUGGAACUACAUUGUCCAGUUCGCAAAGCUACGUUGGUAUAUUAUGACAAUUAUGUGUGUGCAUAUUCCUCAAUGGUAGAAGAGUGGAAGAAAAGUGAUACUGUAAUGUCAAAUAAAAAACAAGAAAUCGAUCAAAGCUUUGAAAAAACACAAGCUGAUAAAAAAGCUAAGCUUUGA